AUGCUUACUGGUGACGCCAUCGCUAUUGCCAAGGAGACCUGCAAGAUGCUUGCUCUCGGUACCAAGGUUUACGACUCUGAGCGUCUGAUUCACGGUGGUCUCGCCGGCUCUGCCCAGCACGAGCUUGUUGAGAAGGCUGAUGGUUUCGCUGAGGUUUUCCCCGAGCACAAGUACCAGGUCGUCGAGAUGCUGCAACAGCGUGGUCACUUGACUGCCAUGACUGGUGACGGUGUUAACGAUGCUCCCUCCCUGAAGAAGGCUGACUGUGGUAUCGCUGUCGAGGGUUCCACUGAGGCUGCCCAGGCUGCCGCCGAUAUUGUUUUCCUUGCCCCCGGUCUGUCCACCAUCGUCGAUGCUAUCAAGCUGGCCCGUCAAAUUUUCCAGCGUAUGAAGGCCUACAUCCAGUACCGUAUCGCUCUGUGCCUGCACCUUGAGAUCUACCUGGUUACCUCCAUGAUCAUCAUUGACGAGACCGUUGACUCUUCCCUCAUCGUCUUCAUCGCCCUGUUCGCCGAUCUUGCCACCAUUGCCGUCGCUUACGAUAACGCUCACUUCGAGGCCCGCCCCGUCGAGUGGCAGCUGCCUAAGAUCUGGGUUAUCUCUAUCGUUCUUGGAAUCUUGCUCGCUGCCGCCACCUGGAUCAUCCGUGGCACUCUCUUCCUUGAGAACGGUGGUAUCAUCCAGAACUUCGGCUCUCCCCAGGAGAUUCUCUUCCUUGAGAUUGCCCUGACUGAGAACUGGCUGAUCUUCGUUACCCGUGGUGGACACCCACCCUCUGACCCCGCUGGCCCUACCUUCUCCGUCAACAACGAUGUCGACAUUGUCACUGUUGUUGUCAUCUGGGCCUACUCCAUUGGUGUCACCGUCAUCAUUGCCGUUGUCUACUACAUCCUGACCAUCAUUCCCGCUCUGGACAACCUUGGCCGCAAGACCCGCUCCAAGGCCGACACCCAGAUCGAGAACAUGAUCGCUCACCUCUCCAAGCUGGCCAUUGAGCACGAGCACUCCUCCGACGGCAAGUCUCGUUACACUCUGGGUGCCCGCGCCGAGGAGAUCGAGGAGGACGAGUAA
Penicillium cosmopolitanum is the source of this 1071-nucleotide messenger RNA. RefSeq lists its product as uncharacterized. NCBI's taxonomy places the organism in Eukaryota, Fungi, Ascomycota, Eurotiomycetes, Eurotiales, Aspergillaceae. Gene Ontology annotation, cellular component: plasma membrane. The coding region runs from base 1 to 1071 and encodes 356 amino acids. The transcript is spliced from 2 exons. Gene Ontology annotation, molecular function: P-type proton-exporting transporter activity; ATP hydrolysis activity; ATP binding. The record is from RefSeq and is a predicted model, not a curated record. Gene Ontology annotation, biological process: regulation of intracellular pH; proton transmembrane transport.